AUGGAUACGGAUGCGGACACAGAUAUUUAUUUUUCCCCGGAUAUCAGCGGAUACGGACACAGAUAUCCGGAACAUCAUUCUAGGAAACAGUGGCGCAGUGAGAGGGGAGGCGGGGCUUUCGGGGAGCUUCUACAAGUAGAAUCCUGCCCUGGAACGACUGCAGCAUUGCCGUGCCCCGCCCUUACUCCUACCGAAAAGGACGAUCGAUCCCUAGCAGCCUUCUGGUACAAGGACGACCAUGUAACUCCUUUCUACAUGGUAGAUGCCCGAGGAAGUGCUUCCACCGAAAAGGGCAUCCACCGGCAGCUGUCGGCCCUGGGCCUCCGGGCCAGUUUCAACGUGUCCGGCAUCCCAGCCAUGUUGUACCUGGAUGUUGAAUCGAAGGAAGAUGCAGGGGUCUACGUGUGCAGAGUGGACUCCUUCAAGUCUCUCACUAGAACGUCUACGGUAGAGCUGAAAGUUUUAGCACCUACACCCAAGUUGAAAAUAUACGAGGGGGAAAAGGAACUAUCUGAUGUUGCUGGUCCCUAUAAAGAAGGAUCUGAUUUGGAGUUGACUUGUGAACUUACGGGUGGUGAUUCGAGUCCAAUGCAAGUGCUUUGGAUGAUACGGAACAACGUUGUCGACUCGACAUUCAAAGUGCUGCCCAAUGGACGUAUGAAGAACGAUUAUUUGAUGCGCAGCUUGGAGCGAAGCCUCUGGAUGAUUCCCAUCGCAUGUGUUGCCAUCAGCAGAGAACAAAUGAAUUCCACCAGUGAACCAUUACUUGCUGCAGCCAUCCAGCUAGAUCUCUUUUUGAGACCUUUAAGCGUCCGGAUCACACCUUCACAUGGCACCUGUCAAGAGGGCUCGCUAUUAGAACUCCGCUGCCGGACAUGGGGCUCUCGCCCUCCAGCUGAUAUCACCUGGUGGAUGUCAGGCUUUCGGCUCCUGAACACGUCCGGAUACAACUCCGAUUCCGAGUCCAGUUUCAGCUUCGUGUCUCUGAUUCCGUCUGCAGCUGACCAUGGGAAGAUAGUGACAUGUCGCGUUGAAAACUCGAGACUUCUUGGAAGUGUGCUGACGGAAAAUAUCACACUCAAUGUGACUUUUCCUCCAAAAGUGUCUUUAUCUCUGAAGACUUACAGUAGCAGCUCCAUUUCAGAAGGUGACACAAUAGCUUUGCUGUGUAAAGUCCUUGCAAAUCCAACCACUGGACCUGUUCAGUGGUCUUUUUCGAAAGAAUCGUCAAUUGGGCCUACGACGGAAGAGUAUCCCAAAACUGGGCCUCAUACCCUCAUACUGGAAAGACUGGAGCCAUGGCACAAGGGAAGCUAUAAGUGUAAGGCAGCUAAUAAUGAGGGCGUUGGGGAAAGCAAUUCGCUUUGGCUUGCUGUGAGACACCGACCCAUCUGUCGAGCAGGACAGCAAGUCUCCUAUGGUGCUUAUUACGGUGAGACACUCUACAUACGAUGCGAAGUAGAAGCUGAGCCCGGAAGUGUCUCUUUCCAUUGGAGUUUUGCAAACACUCAAGUUCAUCACGACAACAUUACAUUCCACAGCAAGGCCCUGAGAAGCAUUGCCACGUACACUCCCACUAAAGAUGUCCACUUGGGGUCUCUCUUCUGUUGGGCGAACAACAGCGCUGGCGAACAACAUGUGCCAUGUACCUUCACGGUAUUCAGACCUGCGAAACCCAACCCCCCUAAAAACUGUCAAACGACGAACCGGACUGCGACAUCGUUUUUAGUCAUCUGCGAGGCCGGUUAUGACGGAGGUGCGCCCCAGCAGUUCUAUUUCCGUGCCAAGAUUAAAGGAUCUCCAGAACAAGGGAUCACUUUACACGCUCCGAUCCCUGUGUUCUAUCUGACGAGUCUGCCCUCCGGAGCUACGUUCACUGGAUCUGUCGUUGCAAAAAAUAAAAUGGGUCAGAGUGAUCCGUUCCAGUUUGAAACUACCACACUCUACAGCAAAAAUAAAGAUCACAUUUCAUGGAAAGUGAACAGAAGCUUGCUGAUCUCAUUCGUUUUAGUUCUUAUAAUUGCUGUUGUAACGAUGGCAACUGUGGCGUCUCUGAGAAGAUCGCAUCCAUUUUUGUUAUAA
Molecule: messenger RNA, 2082 nt
Organism: Uloborus diversus
Lineage: Eukaryota; Metazoa; Arthropoda; Arachnida; Araneae; Uloboridae
Product: carcinoembryonic antigen-related cell adhesion molecule 5-like
Exons: 9
Coding region: 1-2082 (693 amino acids)
Molecular function (GO): protein binding
Source: RefSeq, a predicted model, not a curated record